ACUGUAAGUUAACUGUAGGCGUUUAUGGAGAACGAAACUAUGUCAAUUGUUUAUAAACAUAAAUGUUUUGAAUUUAAAUAAUUUAUAGUGAUUAUUCUAUUCCCUUUUUUCCUACUAUUUUCUAAGAAACAAGUAUGGCUGAUAGUCUUGCCAAUAAGCUAAUAUCUCCGGAAUUUAACCCUUUAGAAUACGUGAAAAGAAAGGUCUUAGAUUGCAACGGUGUGAAAGAACUACUUGUGGAAAAGGAUUGCAUUAAAUCUCUAGCUGAUGAAACUAAUAGCUUAUUAAAGAAAAAUGUCUAUAAAAAUUACACGCAGUUCAUUGAAACUGCUAAAGAAAUUUCUUAUCUUGAAGGAGAGAUGUAUCAGCUAAGUCAUUUGUUAGCUGAACAACAAUCAGUUUUGACAUCUUUAUUGGAUGUCUCAAUAGCUGCACCUAAAGAUGCGGAGUCAACAACUGUUGGAGAAAGUGAAACUGAUGAAGAAAAUAACAAGAAUUUGUCACUGUUAUUGGAGAAAGUUGAAGGCUGUGCUACUGUUUUAGAGGUGCGAGGAAGAACAGUUCUUCAUAAUGGUGAACUUGUGGAGUUAUCUGUUUCUGACUAUAAACCACUGCAUACUGUUUAUUGUGUUUUGCUAGAUGAAGGCCUUAUGUUUGCUACGAAAGUGGAAGAUAGCCGAGGACCAAUGCAAUAUCGGUAUCAAGCACUUUAUGAACUAGAUGGACUUGCUGUUGUAAAUGUUAAAGAGGAACUGAGCAUAAAAAAUGCUUUCAAAGUUCUGAUGUUUCCCGAAGUUCGAGUAUUACAAUGCCAUUCAGCAGCUUCAAAAAAAGAAUGGAUCACUCGCAUUGAUCAAGCCAAAAAGAAAAAACUAUCCCUGUUUGAACAUCAUGGAAGUCCUACUGAAGCGCCAAAUCCUUUUGAAGAUGAUGGGAGUAAUCCAUUCGAAGAUGAAUAUUCAUCUCGGCAAAAAAGUGCUCAACUAGAAACGCCAGCUUGGUUACUUGAGCUUCCUGAAGAAUUAGAUGUUUGCAUUGCAUUGAGGCUUUUUGAUAAGGCAGUCGAACUUAUCCAUCGAGCUAAUGCCCAUUGUUCUGCGUUUCCUCGCAAUACUGCUGUGCGAGAUAUCAGGAUUAGGAUUGAAAACCGUACUAAACAGUUGGUUAAUAUUCUUAGUGAAGAACUCAAAGUUUCCCCUGAUAAGUCAUUACACGGCGGUCCAAGAGCAGCAAGAAAAGCAGUCGGUGUACUUGUUCGUUUAGGAAAGUCUUCAAGAGCCUGCAAUUUAUUCUUAAAGCGGUGUUCAGCUAUGUUGAAACAAAAUAUGAAACAACAAAGAGCUGAAGGUGCUACAGCUAGCUACAUUGAAAAAUUGUGCUCUGUAUUCUUCACUUGCUUAGCAGAAACUGGUAAAGAAUUUGAUAAAGCAUUUACUAACAAUGCCUGUGCCUCUUCAUUUGUUCUAUGGGCUAAACUUCAACUAGACCAAUUUGUCCAGAUUUUUUCUAAGCAUGUGUUUACUCCUCAAGUCAGCUCUUCCAUUGCUACAGAAUGUAUUGCCUGUGCCCGUAGUCAGUGUGAUACUUUAUCAAAUGUUGGGCUUGAUUUAUCUUUUGUUUUAAAUGAUCUGCUUGCAGGUCAGGUAGAAAGACUUGUCACAGAGAUGCGGGAUAAGUUGCUGGAAGCUGUGAAACUAAGAGCUAAUGAUGACAAAUGGCGACCCCAAAAUUUACAAACUCCUGCUAACACUAAGAAACUUAUGGAUGAUUUACGGGAAAUGGGUAUAUCUAAUGUUGAGGUUUAUCACUACGAUGAAUGUUGGCUUGCGCUGACAGCUAACAACACUGCAUUUGCUAAAAUGUAUUUGAACUUCCUUGAUGAUUUGUUAAAGUUAUACACACCAUCAGUGCAUGUUCUCUUCAAUGAAGCUCUCUCUAUUACUUUUCAUACACAUUUAUACCACAUAAAAAAUGCUUAUCAGAAGGCUUUAGAUUCUUCGGAAAGGCAGUUCAUAAUAAAAAAUGCCAGUUUCCUUUUAGACAUUUUAAAAAUUGUUGUCGAAAGAUAUAUGAGUAAGCUCAAUCGCCCAUGCUUAGUCACUAAAGAUUUGCAGGAAGAGUUAAAUAAGCUUGUUUCUAACUCAAGUAGAAGUUCUUCUUUCACAAAAUAUUCAUCUACAGCUUACAUUUAAAACUUCAGUAAAAUUAUUAAAAUUGCUUAUUCGUGUAGUUUAUUUUUAUAUCCUUAAAUAUAUUCAUUUUGUGUACACUAGUCUUUCCUUAAUGUAUUCUUUUUGUUAUGUCUAAAUUAGAAAAAAUAAUUUUUAUUUUAAAUGGAAUGUAGUACUGUUGCAAUAAAUAAUGCUCAAUUGUC
Messenger RNA from Parasteatoda tepidariorum (common house spider), 2374 nucleotides. It is a transcript of the gene Exo84, whose product is annotated as exocyst complex component Exo84. Lineage: Eukaryota; Metazoa; Arthropoda; Arachnida; Araneae; Theridiidae. Gene Ontology annotation, cellular component: exocyst. The record is from RefSeq and is a predicted model, not a curated record. Gene Ontology annotation, biological process: Golgi to plasma membrane transport; exocytosis; intracellular protein localization.